This is a messenger RNA of Cadophora gregata, 535 nucleotides long. RefSeq lists its product as uncharacterized. The coding region runs from base 82 to 438 and encodes 118 amino acids. Lineage: Eukaryota; Fungi; Ascomycota; Leotiomycetes; Helotiales; Ploettnerulaceae. The transcript has a single exon. The record is from RefSeq and is a predicted model, not a curated record.
GCACUAACAUUACUACUCGGGUCAAAUGGCCCUAUUAGUAACGGCUCAGUCCUCCCAAUCUUUGAAUGGCACACCCGGUACAUGUUCUCGAUGAUUGAGAAAAUGCAAACCGAGAACAUCAAAUGCUUCACCCCCAAGGUCGACUACGUAAAUGAAUUUUUUAGCUACACCCAUGAACUGAUGAAGAGACUCGCCUGGUCAGCAUCUUGCAGUUCAUGGUUUAAGAUGGGGAAGAAAGAUGGUCCGGUGACUGCUUGCUGGGCUGGCAGUCGGCUUCACUACUACGAAGUGAUGAAGAAUGUUAGAUGGGAGGACUACGACAUUACGUAUUGGACCAAGAAUCGAUUCCAAUUUCUGGGUAAUGGAUAUACGCAGUGCGAGCUAGAUCCCGAGGGGGAUCCGGUAUGGUAUUUUGAUGAUCCUUUUGUCAGUACCUAGAAUCAAGCCGUCGAAAUGCGGCGGUCUAGUAAUAAAUGGACGAUCACGAAGGUCUCGAAGUUGAAUGAUAGAUUUGUUAAAGCCAAUCAAUGAUGCU